This is a messenger RNA of Vanrija pseudolonga, 1255 nucleotides long. RefSeq names its product Iron-sulfur protein IND1 (gene IND1). The transcript has 8 exons. Lineage: Eukaryota; Fungi; Basidiomycota; Tremellomycetes; Trichosporonales; Trichosporonaceae. Gene Ontology annotation, molecular function: ATP binding; ATP-dependent FeS chaperone activity; 4 iron, 4 sulfur cluster binding. Bases 98 to 1237 code for a protein of 379 amino acids. Gene Ontology annotation, cellular component: mitochondrion. The record is from RefSeq and is a predicted model, not a curated record. Gene Ontology annotation, biological process: mitochondrial respiratory chain complex I assembly; iron-sulfur cluster assembly.
ACCGUUUUGAACCCCGCAUCACCAACCCCUUGUCCAUCUCCCCAUUGUCCUUGCUGGCUUCCUCUCGCCCGCUCCGCCUCCCCCCAGAAACGCAAAGAUGCACGCAGCUCUGCAGCAGCGCACAACAGCGCUCUCGACGCUCGUUGCCCGCCGCGCCCAGCACACGCUCUCGGCACCGCUAGCCACGGGCUUCAGCACCUCUUUAGCGCUGCGCCAUGGACGCACCAGGACCACCACAGCCGCCCCGAUUAACCCGACAUCAGCCUCAUCGCAGUUGUUGCGACAGCUGCAUUCCUCUGCGAGACAUCUCCACGAGAACCCGUUGGGCAUCCCUAAGCGCGAGGCAAACCCAGCGCCAAAGAUUCCCCGUCGCGCACCUGGGCCACCGCAAAAGAGCGGUAUUCGCGGUGUAAACCAUGUCGUCGUCGUCGCGUCCGGAAAAGGCGGAGUCGGCAAGAGCACUGUUGCAGCGAAUCUCGCCCUCGCCCUGGCCAAGACAUCGCCCGAAGCCCUCGGCCGCCCGGCGCGCAUCGGGCUGCUGGAUCUCGACAUCUUUGGACCAAGCGUACCCCUUCUCAUGGGUCUCGAUCGUGCCGGAGAACCAGAGUUGAGCGACACAAACAAGCUCGUUCCGCUGCAAAACCACGGCGUCAAGACCAUGUCCAUCGGAUACCUGCUGCCCCCAGACCCCAACACGCCGGUUGUUUGGCGUGGUCUCAUGGUGCAGAAGGCUGUCCAGCAGCUACUCUUCGAUGUCGACUGGUCGCAGGGCGGCGACCUCGACGCGCUCGUCAUUGACAUGCCACCUGGCACGGGCGACGUGCAGCUCAGUCUGGGACAGCUGGUUGUUGUUGAUGGCGCCGUCAUCGUCUCCACGCCGCAGGAUGUUGCGCUUAUCGAUGCGCGCAAGGGAGUCGCCAUGUUCCAGAAAGUUGGCGUGCCGAUUAUCGGCCUCCUGUUGAACAUGUCGCACUUUAAGUGCGGCUCGUGCGACACGCCACACGAGUUGUUUGGGAGCUCGGACAAGUUUACCGCGGCGGCCAGUGAGCUUGGCCUGGAUGUGCUUGGCAAAGUGCCACUCGUCACGUCAGUGAGCGACGGAGGCGAUGCCGGCCGGCCAGUGAUGGUGCAGAGCAGCGCCGAGGGCGACGAGGUGCGCGAAGCGAUGAAGCAUGUCGGCGAGGAAGUGUGGCAGUAUCUCGCCUCAAGGCCGAAGGUGAGCGGCGUGAGAGGAUAGUCAGUGGGCGGACACAGC